GGACCUCUGACUAAAUGCUUCUUCAAUGGCAUUUUCUGUGGGGAUGGCCGUUGGACUGUGAGACAGACUACCUACUGUAUUAAGUGUUUAUUUCCCCCGCUGUGCCAUGGACUUUAAUGUUAAGCGGCUCGCCGCAGACGCCGGUACUUUCUUGAGCCGCGCGGUACAGUUCACAGAGGAGAAGCUGGGCCAGGCUGAGAAGACAGAGUUGGACGCCCAUCUGGAGAACCUGUUGGUCAGAGCUGAGAACACCAAACAAUGGACAGAGAGGAUUAUGAAGCAGACAGAAGUCUUACUGCAGCCCAACCCGAAUGUCCGGCUUGAAGAAUUUCUGUAUGAGAAACUGGAGAAAAAAGUCCCUACACGAAUGAACAACCAUGAGCUACUGGGCCAGUCCAUGAUCGAGUCUGGAAAUGAGUUUGGUCCUGGAACUGCCUACGGAAAUGCUCUGAUAAAAUGUGGCGAGACAGAGAAACAGAUUGGUGGGGCAGAGCGGGAGUUCAUCCAAAGUGCUGCCAUCAACUUCCUGACACCUUUCAGAAACUUUCUAGAGGGCGACUUCAAAACCAUCCUGAAAGAAAGAAAGCUGCUGCAGGUCAAACGCCUGGAUCUGGAUGCAGCCAAAACCAGGCUAAAGAAAGCCAGGAUGGCUGAUGCAAGAGCUGUGGCUGAGCAGGAGUUGAGGAUGACCCAGAGUGAGUUUGACCGGCAGGCAGAGAUCACCAGGCUGCUGCUAGAAGGCGUCAGCAGCACCCACGCACACCACCUACGCUGCUUGAAUGAUUUUGUGGAGGCCCAGACUACGUACUACGCACAGUGUUACCAGUACAUGGUGGAUCUUCAAAAGCAGCUGGGCAGUUUCCCCUCAUCUUUCACCAACAACAACCAGUCGUCAGUGUCGGGUGGGGCCAGCAUCUCAGUACCCACCAUCCCGGUGUCAGCUUCCCUGCCAAGUGUGUCUGCCGGCCGCGGCAGCUCUGCAGCAUCAGGCGGAUUCAGUGAAUUGCGGAUAUCCAAUGGCAGUCGCAAAGCCCGAGUCCUUUAUGACUAUGACGCUGCCAGCAGCAGCGAGCUUUCCCUGCUGGCUGAUGAGGUGAUAACAGUCAGCAGCGUCCCAGGCAUGGAUUCAGACUGGCUGAUGGGUGAGCGAGGCAACCAGAAGGGCAAAGUUCCCAUCACCUAUCUGGAGCUGCUUAACUGAGCCCGCUGUAACCAGCUGUGAUCCCAUAUUUAUAUAGUAUUGCAGGGACUGGCCUCACUUUCUCUUCCAUUUCAGUCAUUUUAGAAUGAGUUUUAUUUGUAUGAAAAGAAGAUGGAGUCUAAGUUUUAGAGGACUUGAGCUGGAAUGAAUAAAUCUGAGCAAAGGGAAAGGAAACGGACCCAUUCCCAGAUGUGUUUGUAUGCAACUGCAGUACAUUUGUAAAACUUGCCUACAUGCCUUUGUGUUUGAUGCCAUACAAUCUGCAAUAUGUGCCAGAACAUCUCCCAAACUGUAACUUUUUUUAAAAAUUGUUUUUGUUUAUGAUACGUAUCUCAGAUGGCGACCUUAAAUGCUUAUGAUGUGAGGGUUUUUUUUUUUUGAGUGGUGAAACAGUAGAUGCAUUGUUUUAAUGGCAGAAAUGCACUUCAGUCUGAAGUGGAGACUGAUGCUGAUUGUUUUUAAGUCUUAUUUUAUAAUGGAUAAUAUUAUGCUGCAGUAGCUCUUAUGGUUAUCUUAAAUUCAAAUAGUUUUUUUUAAACAGUAUCCUAUGUGUUGUGCGUCAGCUUUAUUCCCAUGGAGCCUUACUGCACCGUGAGUUGAACACAUUAUUCAGUGCAUUUGACUGAAGGUGUAGCCACCACGGACUAAUAAAACUCACAUGUCAAACAUAAUAUUAAGUGCCUGUCACAGUGAAUCGGCCAUCCUAAAACCAUUCGCCAUGUUUGCAGCUACACCAGAAGUAUUGAGACUUGGCCCAGUCUCCUGUCUUUGUAUUGAACCCUGGUAUUUUUCCCAGGCAUUAUUGACAACUGGAAUCCAGCAUUUCCACCUUUCUGUUGAUGUUUAUCAGCCAGAAGACAGCUGUUAUCUUGAUUAAAUUAUUAAUUUAUGUAUUGGUCAUAAAUACACAAUUGGUGAUAUGUGUAGUGCCUCUGGUUUUUGUCGACUUGGUGUUUACUUUAAAGGAAGAAAACACCUUAAAGAGUGAAACUUUUUUUUGACAUUGCUGCCAUCAUCAUAUAUCAUUUCAUCAGUUUCCUCUAAACCUGUAUAUCAACUCCCCAUUGGAAAAAAGUCCUGUUACAUUAUGGGAGAUUUAAGUAUAUCACUUCACAGCUGCUUUUUGUUUUGUGUGUAACUGAUAAGAUAGAGUACAAUUGUAAAAUAAAUAUGCAAUGUGGUGCAUUAAAAUAAAAGAAAUGUCACUUA
Messenger RNA from Seriola aureovittata, 2410 nucleotides. It is a transcript of the gene sh3glb1a, whose product is annotated as SH3-domain GRB2-like endophilin B1a. The record is from RefSeq and is a predicted model, not a curated record. The transcript is spliced from 9 exons. Gene Ontology annotation, cellular component: membrane; cytoplasm. Gene Ontology annotation, biological process: membrane organization. NCBI's taxonomy places the organism in Eukaryota, Metazoa, Chordata, Actinopteri, Carangiformes, Carangidae. Gene Ontology annotation, molecular function: protein binding. The coding region runs from base 107 to 1201 and encodes 364 amino acids.